Rodentolepis nana is the source of this 1851-nucleotide messenger RNA. Lineage: Eukaryota; Metazoa; Platyhelminthes; Cestoda; Cyclophyllidea; Hymenolepididae. The record is from the annotation of a GenBank genome assembly.
AUGAUUGGGCUAAUUCGAAAAGGUCGUCGUCGCCUACUGGCUUUCUAUAACGUGUGUGCUGCUACCUCCUCUGGUUAUACUUCGCACAUCUACAUUUUGCCCACAUUCUACACAGCACAGUCACCCAGUUCAGUUUUAGUCCCAUUCUCACCCGAUAGAAAAAUGGAUUUCCUUCACAGUGUCACUAAUCCCGUUCUCGGUGCAGGAAAUCUUCUAUUCUUCCCAGCUCCAAUCGUAAACACAUUAGACCCUACUACUACUACGACACAAUCCCUCCUACAGUCCGCAAAUCCCACUACUAUCGGGAAAGUGGGUAGCGCUGAAAUGUCCGCCCAGUCCACUAGCACACCUGCGAGCGCUACACCCUCAACAACGACUCCCGUGACGACAAUAGAUACGACACUGGUGGCGAAGCCGACGACAGCAGUUCAAGAUUCAGAUGUUGGUACACAACACAAUGCGGCCACUUCUCUUCUCCAGUCUAUGCGUAUUCAUGGUCUUCUAGCACAUGGGGCUUCCAAGAAUUCAGAAUUCGCCUCAGGGUGUGAAGCACCGGCAGAAAAGUCGAUCAAAUUAGAGGAUACCACAGAGGCUGGUCAUCCAAUAGAUUCGAACUCUGAAAGAAUUGACAGUCAACCAACCACAGAUGAGGUCAGAAAUCCAGCUUCAGUCUCAGCCACAGCCCCACCCUCAAAUCCAUCCGUAACAUCAACAAUUUCUGGAAAUACUUUAGUAUCCUCAAAUUCGCUUACGCCAAUUGCAUCUACUGGUCCCAAACGUCUUCAUGUUUCCAAUAUUCCUUUCCGUUAUCGUGAAGCCGACUUACGACAGCUUCUUGGUUCCUUUGGAACUAUUCUCGAUGUGGAGAUUAUUUUCAACGAACGUGGAUCUAAGGGAUUCGGAUUUGUGACCUUCGCAACACCUGAAGAGGCCGACAAAGCUAGAGAAAGUCUCAAUGGAACGAUUGUUGAGGGCAGGAAAAUUGAGAUCAACAAUGCCACUGCCCGUGUGAUGACCAAAAAGAAGUCGGAAGCUCCCACGCUAAUGAAAACAGCCACCACUUUAAGAGGCAUUCGAAAUGCUCUCCCACCAACAGUAACCAAUGCAGCAGCCUUAGCAGCCGCAAUUCGGGGUUGUUCAACACUGGGCGGUUUGGGAACAACUGGACUGGUUGCUGCAGGUAACAACGUCUCCGCGGCAAUGUCACAAGGCACGAACCAGGCUCUUUUAGCAGCCGCCACGGCAACAUAUAACCCAUCUGCUCUCUAUCUGGCGUCAGCUGAUCCAACUGCGGCCCUCUUGGCCCAAUACGCUGCUGCCAUUAAUGCUGCGGCAGCAGCCGGAACUAUGCCAAUGGCAAUGCAAGCUCCGUCCCAAUCUGCGGCUCACUUUCUUGCCGCUAGUUUUCCAUGGUAUGGUGCGACCUCGGACUUAGAAUUACAGCAACGUAUUCAACAGCAGCAGCAAGUUCAAGCCCAACAACAAGCACAGGCAGCUCAGCAAUCAGCUGCUGCAUUGGCGGCUGCAAAUCUAGCAGCAGUUGGUCUUGGCGGUGCUCAAGGUGCCUCCGGGAAUCCCGGCGCAGUGACCCCGACUGCGAACCCCUUCGCCGCGGCAAUGCUUCGGGCUUUUGGGGGCAAUAGUGCAGCUGGUGCAACGAUUCCACAGGCUACCUCAACUCAACAACAGCAACAAUCUGCAGUUGCCAGUGCUAACGCGGCGGGUGCUACAGCUUCUUCGCCAAUAACUAGCGUUGCUGGAUCGAAUUCUACUGCGGCCGCCGUAGGAACUUCCAACAAUCAGGCUGCUAUGGCAGCUCUCGCCGCUGCUGCGAACCAACAGUAUGUUUGA